GCUCGGCAGGCGUGGCGCCAGCCCAAAGUGUCCUAGGGAUCGCCGGUUGUCGCAAGCGGCUUUCCCACUAGCCGCAAGCUCCAUCCAUUUUUGGUGCGCUCUCAGUCAAUCGAUCUGCCAAUAGAUGUGCCUGGUUCUGACCUCCGGCCGCACCUUGAGUGCUCAGACUCUCGACCUUGGGAACGGCGACCUUUGCAUCUUCACAAUCUCUAUUCGCCUCGAGAGAACGCCCGACAAUCUGGUAUCAACCUUGCAAUAUUCACGACGCUCACUCAACCCUUUUGGCCGGCAGGAAGAUACUUUGGAUUGAAUGAGGACUGCCGCAGUUCGGCACCAUAUCGACCUCCGGAACACCUUCCCUUGAUCAUGAUUUCUUGGAGAUAGUGAAACUGCUCUUUGUGGCUCUGGAAGCCUCGUUGUCAUGGACAUACCAGCACACAUACUGGACGCUGUACAAAUAUCUGAUACUACCGACGUCUCCCCCCCAAAGCGCUUCAAAUCGACCAGCACGUCAUCUCGAGACUCGCCGCGAACCGAUCUCUUCCCGCCAGAAAUACGAGCCCAGGAGCAGUCUUCAGGCAGUGACUCGGAGCCUGAAUAUGAUUACAUGACCGAACUCACUUCUCCUGCUGAUUCCGUCUCCGGCGUGGAAGACACGCCGGAUGAUGUCGAGGCCUUCCGAGAUCGCGAGUAUCCUCAACUGAAGGGCAAGACGUAUCUCGAUCAUGGUGGCACCACGCUCUAUGCGAAGUCGUUGGUGGAGGAGUUUUCCGCAGACCUUAUCUCGAAUCUGUACGGCAACCCGCAUUCAGCGUCGUCUCCAUCAGCAUUGUCAGGCCACAGAGUGGAUGCCAUCAGAGAACGUGCACUUCGAUUCUUCAACGCCGACCCUGACGAGUUUGACUUGGUGUUUGUUGCGAAUGCGACGGCCGCGAUCAAGAUGGUCAUCGAGUGUUUUCGUGACUACGCAGCAACGAGCAAUACACCGGUAUGGUAUGGGUACCACAAAGACGCGCACACAUCAAUAGUCGGAGUUAGGGAAUCGACCAAGAUGCACCGAUGUUUCACAAGCGAUGAGGAAGUCGAUAUUUGGAUUAACAGCGGAGGUUUAGGCGGGCCUCGACCACGCCAAUUUGGCUUAUUCGCAUAUCCCGGCCAGUCCAAUAUGACUGGCCGACGACUCCCCUUGAGCUGGCCCGGACGCAUCCGCAAGUCGUUUCACAAAGCAGCCACAUACACCCUUCUGGAUGCAGCUGCACUUGCAAGUACAGCGCCACUCGAUUUGUCCGACGCAUCGACAGCACCUGACUUCGUGGCGCUGUCGUUUUACAAGAUUUUCGGCUUUCCAAAUAUAGGCGCGCUUAUAGUACGGAAGGCCUCAGCACACGUGCUGGAGAACCGAAAGUACUUUGGUGGUGGUACCGUCGAGAUGGUUAUCACCGUGAACGAUACGUGGCAUGCGAAGAAGGACACUGCGAUUCAUGAUCGGCUCGAAGACGGCACGUUACCAUUUCAUUCGAUUUUCGCACUAGACCACGCCAUGAACGUCCAUGAGCGAUUAUACGGCGCGAAUCCGAUGAAGUUCAUCUCACAUCACACCGCACAACUGGCAAAGUAUCUUUACAAUGGACUAUCAGGCCUCAAACAUGCGAACGGUUUGCCUCUUUGCCGGAUAUACAAAGACGAAGGUGCUGUCUAUGGCGAUCCUUCCGUGCAAGGAGCAACAAUCUCCAUUAACGUCCAACAUGCAGAUGGGUCGCUGGUACCGUAUGCUCAAGUGGAAGAAGCGGCGGACGGCCACAAUAUCUUCGUCCGAAGCGGCUCUCUUUGCAAUCCGGGCGGUAUGGCGACCUAUCUAAACUGGUCGCCUGCUGAAAUGAAGGCAGCUUUCGCAUCUGGCCACCGCUGCUCAAACCCUGUUCAGAUCAUGCUUGGAAAGCCUACAGGCGUUGUGCGCAUCAGCCUGGGUGCAAUGAGCACUGCAUCGGACGUCCAGACCUUACUUCGCUUCUUGGACUCGCAAUACUGUAACAGCGUGAACGAAGCAUUCGUAGCUCAAGCCCCGGGCCAACCGACUUCAGUAUCGCCACCCGGGUCCCCCAUACCAAACGGCCAACUGACGCCACUCGACAUACCUAACGCCUUUUUCGUGCCCGGAUCCCAGAACGCACCGCCAAGCCCAGCUCUACCUACCACUGCAAGCAACGGUACUACGGUGGUCGCGGCCCCAGAUGUGGCGCCGCAGCCACAGCACCACCAAUCACCUGCCGCCACUGAGCCGGAACGUGCAAAGUACCCCCCAUUCAAACCAGAAGACUAUAUCAAGAUGCGCAAGCCAUGGGAAGAGGAAAUCCGGCGGCAAGCGCAGCAAAUGGCUGCCAACAAUGCGGAGGUCAAAGUGCGCGAGCUAGAAGAUGCGAGCAUGUUUUCACGUAAUCCAACACCAAGCGUCAAAGCGCGCAAGUUUGGAAGAAGCGUGGUGAAUCUGUUGCGGACCAAAUCACAUUUCGCUGAUAAUAGUCCGCCGCCACCACCUCCACCUCUGCCGACUUCGCCGCUACCGGUCACGCACCCUCCUCGUGACCUAACUUGUGCGACCUCGCUGACGUCAGAACGAUCGACGAGGAGUAUCGAGAAAGCACAGUUUCACCACAGAAUCGAGGCAAUGGGCAUGUGAGCCCCCACAUACGAGAAGCCGAUACAGCACGGCAACCAUCAGGUCUCUUCUCUGCUUAGCAUGGCGUUCUGCGUUCAGGGGCAGCAUAUUGUACACCAUGAUACCAGAAAUGCUUCUAAAUAUUUCGGAAUUGUUUGAUGGACUUUGGCAUAAGGCCAAUCACGGCAGAUUUUGGAUUGGCUCAAAAAACAGCCUACCACGGACAUACCUGUCCAUAUCGCAGACUAUCUAGCUUUGGCGGCUUUGGCAACUUUUGCAACACUCUCACUUGUACAUACCCGGCGGCUGGAUAGUCGGGGUUAGCACAGGACAAAGUGUGAAGAGAACUAUGUAAUGGAGUGUACGACAUACCUACCCA
Molecule: messenger RNA, 3035 nt
Organism: Baudoinia panamericana UAMH 10762
Lineage: Eukaryota; Fungi; Ascomycota; Dothideomycetes; Mycosphaerellales; Teratosphaeriaceae
Exons: 4
Coding region: 422-2677 (751 amino acids)
Biological process (GO): molybdopterin cofactor metabolic process
Molecular function (GO): molybdenum cofactor sulfurtransferase activity
Source: RefSeq, a predicted model, not a curated record